Molecule: messenger RNA, 1663 nt
Organism: Drosophila innubila
Lineage: Eukaryota; Metazoa; Arthropoda; Insecta; Diptera; Drosophilidae
Product: esterase-5B-like
Exons: 3
Coding region: 1-1626 (541 amino acids)
Source: RefSeq, a predicted model, not a curated record
AUGCGUAUCAUGAAGUGUAACUUAUUUCCGACGGCUUUGAUUUGCUUGUGGGCAGCAACUGUUUCUGCGGAUUCACUAAUUGUUGAACUGCCAAAUGGAAAACUACGUGGACGCGAUAACGGAAAGUAUUACAGCUACGAGUCGAUACCCUAUGCAGAACCGCCGCUGGGUGACUUGAGAUUUGAGGCACCUAAGCCCUACAACCGCAUAUGGAAAGAUACCUUCAAUGCCACCAAUCCUCCAGUGCUGUGCACACAGUGGAGUCAGUUCAUCGAUCAGCCAGAAAAACUGGCGGGCACCGAGGACUGUCUUAUCGUGAAUGUGUAUAAGCCAAAGAAUUCCAGUCGUCAGAGUUUUCCUGUUCUUGUACAUAUACAUGGCGGUGCAUUUAUGUUUGGUGGAGCACCUGGAUACGGGCAUGAUCUAUUAAUGGCCAGCGGGAAUUCAAUUGUUGUGAAGAUCAAUUAUCGAGUAGGACCAAUGGGUUUCUUGAGCACUAAUGAUGUGGACUUACCCGGAAACAUAGGACUGAAAGAUCAGCGACUCGCGUUGCAAUGGAUCAAGCAGAACAUAGCUCGUUUUGGAGGAGAGCCGGAGAAUAUACUUGUCAUGGGUCAUUCAGCUGGAGGUGCCUCAGUUCAUUUACACCUGCUCAAGCCGGACUUUAAUACGUUGGCAAGGGCAGCCGUUUCUAUCAGUGGCAAUGCCCUCAAUCCUUGGGUUGUGCAGAAGGGUGCACGUCGCCGUGCAUUCGAAUUGGGCCGCAUUGUGGGUUGUGGUCUACUAAAUAGCUCAAAGGAACUCAAGAGCUGCCUUAAAGCAAAGGAGGCUUCGGAAAUAGUCAGAGCUGUGCAGAAUUUCUUUGUCCUAGACUAUGCGCCAUUUACUCCUUUUGGGCCAGUAGUUGAGCCUGCUGAAACGGUAGAUGCUUUCCUCACUCAACAUCCCAUUGACAUUAUCAGGAGUGGUAAAUUCUCUCAAGUUCCGUGGUUAACAUCCUACACACAGGAAGAUGGCGGCUAUAAUGCCGCUAUUCUGUUGGCGAAGGAGUCAACAGGAAUAGAGGUAAUUGAAAAGUUAAACAGUUGCUGGAAGGAUGUGGCACCCCAUUUGCUAUUCUAUCGUGAUUUUCAGUGUACACUUGAGGAAAUGGACGAUCACUCCCAGUAUCUGAGGCAGAAAUAUCUGGGUAAUCGGAGUUUCAGUGUGGAGAGCUACUUGGAUGUGCAGCGUCUGUUUACGGAUGUGCUCUUCAAGAAUGAUACUCAGCUCGCAAUAGAUCUGCAUCGUCAACAUGGCAAGAGCCCUGUUUACGGUUUUGUCUAUGAUAAUCCAGCAGAAAAAGGAGUUGGACAAUGGCUAUCAAAACGAAAUGAUGUAUUUUUUGGCUCAGUUCACGGAGACGAUUACUUUCUGAUAUUUGAAAAUUCAGUUCGUCAGAUUAAUCGCCCUGACGAGAAAGUUAUAUCAAAAAAUCUCAUAAAGAUGCUUGAAGACUUUGCCCAAGGCGAUACCGUUAGAUAUGACAACUGUGUGCUCCGAGACAAUUUAGACCAAAAGGAAUUUCAAUUACUAUCCAUUAAUAUCCAUGGUUGUGUUAAUAUGCAAGUGAAUGAGUUUCCUUAGGCAAAGCUGCUCUUAUAAUGGUAACUAAAAUAUUCUU